AUAGAAACAGGAAUGUUUGGUCAAGUCUUCUUACGCCUCAAAAUAAUGAACAAAAUUCCAAACCGAUUUAAUCAACCGGCUUCAUAUACAUCACUGCUCAUUAUUCCACCUGUUUCUUUCAUAGCUUCAUCUUUUGGAAGUAAUCCCCAGUUCUCUGUUACUAGGAGAAAAAUCCCAAUCAUAUAAGCAAUUCUAAGUUUAUUAAAAUCCUUUGAGCAAGCUUUAGGUUUCUUAUCCUCUUAAACCCAUUUCUCCCCAUUUGGAGAUCUCUUCCAAAUCCAUGGAAGAUGCUAUACGCUUCAUAUUUUUCUCAUUUCUGCUCAUUCCUGCAAAUACCCAACUUGAAUCCAACCAAAAAGGAUACAUAUCUGCUGUUAUAUCCACUAAAGGUCUUGAUUUUGCUAAAGAUUUGCUGAUUGAGAAAGCUGUUUCUUCUAUAAUUCCACUUCAACUGUCUGAUAUCGAAAAGUCUGCAAAAAUCCCGGUUGUUGGGAAAGUUCGUAUGGGUCUUUCUGAUAUCGUAAUUUAUAGUGUCGAUUUUCCUUUUUCAUCUGUUGCAACUGGAGACUCCGGUAUUGUUUUAGUUGCUUCUGGUGCUACUGCUAAUUUGAAUAUGAAGUGGAAGUAUUCUUACAAAACAUGGAUAGUCACUAUUUCUGAUCAAGGAACUGCCACUGUUGAGGUUCUAGGCAUGGUGGUGUGGCUUAAAGCGGCUGUUAUAAACGAAGAAGGAACUCUCAAGCUAUUUUUAUUGGACUAUGAAUGUCAUGUGAAAGAUAUCUCCAUAAAUGUAGAUGGUGGAGCUUCUUGGCUUUAUCAAGGGAUCAUUGAUGCUUUCCGAGGGAAAAUCAUGUCUGAAGUUGAAGAUGCGAUUAUCAAGAAGAUCAAAGAAGGAAUGAUAAAGCUUGACUCAUUGUUGCAGUCGCUUCCAAAACAACUGCAAGUUAAUAGUGUUGUUGCAUUGAAUGUGACUUUCAUGGAUGAUCCUUUGUUAACUAAUUCUUCCGUAGAGCUUGAAAUUAAUGGUUUAUUCAACGGAGCAGAUGAAAUUUCAGUUUCAAACUAUUACAGUAAAAGAGCACGGAAUUUCCUUUCCUGCAAUGGUUUAGCAAAGAUGGUUGAAAUCUCAUUGCAUGAAAAGGUUUUUCAAUCUGCUGGAUCAGUAUACUUCCAUGCAGAUCAUAUGCAUUGGACUCUCAACAAAAUACCUGAGUCACUGACGAACACUGCUGGAUGGAGAUAUAUUAUACCUCAAUUGUAUGAGCAAUAUCCAAAUGAUGAUAUGAAGCUUCAUGUAACAGUGACUUCUCCACCAGUCAUACGAAUUGCAGAUCAUGACGUGGACACCACUAUUUAUGCAGAUUUGACUUUCGAGGUCUUAGAUUCCAGUGAAGUCGUCCCCAUCGCUUGCAUCUCAUUGGUGAUAAGUACAUCAUGUUCUGCAGAAAUUCAUAGGAACAAUCUUACUGGUAGCAUUAAGCUAACCAACUUCACAUCAUCUUUGGCAUGGAGCAAUAUUGGUAAUCUUAACAUGCAUCUCCUUCAGGCUGCAAUGUCAACUGUCCUCGAAAACUUCUUCAUGCCAGAUCUGAACUUACAUCUUAGAAAUGGGUUCCCUUUGCCUCUUCCCCAUGGUUUUACACUUCAGAAUGCUGAAAUUGUCCAACUCGAUUCGAAGGUUAUGGUUCGUAGUGAUUUGAGCUACACAGAGGAUAUGAUCUCUCGACCGGGUAUAAAUUUAUUAGCAACAGCUUGAAUGCUUGAUGUUCAUGCUAAAAUUAACUAUUGUUGUAUACCUAAAAUCAUGUACAAGUGAAAGCCCCAAAAGUAUAUUACAUGGUACAUAGUUUAUACUCAAGUUGAAGCUUUUUAGCUUUUUCGGUUUGUAAAUUUCAAAGAGAUUGGGAGAAGUAAAAAUGAUUUGUUUCUUAUUAAAA
This is a messenger RNA of Gossypium raimondii (Peruvian cotton), 1937 nucleotides long. RefSeq names its product putative BPI/LBP family protein At1g04970. Gene Ontology annotation, molecular function: lipid binding. The transcript has 6 exons. The record is from RefSeq and is a predicted model, not a curated record. NCBI's taxonomy places the organism in Eukaryota, Viridiplantae, Streptophyta, Magnoliopsida, Malvales, Malvaceae. The coding region runs from base 281 to 1756 and encodes 491 amino acids.